Messenger RNA from Prorocentrum cordatum, 573 nucleotides. The record is from the annotation of a GenBank genome assembly. Lineage: Eukaryota; Dinophyceae; Prorocentrales; Prorocentraceae.
CACCGGCCUGGGGAGCUCGGGGAUGGCCACCGCCCGGACCCGCCGCCGAGCCCCUCGCUUCCGAUGGGCAGGAAGCCAGGCGACCACGUGGACCCUGGGCGCGCCCGCGAGGCCGCGCGCAUGCCCGGACGGCCGAAGAGGGUUCUGCGCUCUCCGUCCUCGCUCGUCGGGCCGCUGCCAGGCGGGUACAUGCCAGUGGAGCAGCAGGACGUGGAGGUGGGUGCGCCGGCGGAUGCCGCGGGCGCUGCGGCGCCCAAGGCCCGAAAGCGCCGCCGCGAGCUGCUGUCCACGCUGGUGCCCGCCGCGCAGGUGGCCUCUGGGUUGCUGGGCACGGCGUUCUGCAGCUCGGUCUACGACCAGCUCCUGCCUCGUGUCGCACUGGAGGCGGGAGCGCUGGAGUCCUGGUACCUCGGGUGGCUGCCCGCGGCAUUCCCUUUGGCGGACCCGGCGUCCGACUUGUUCCUCUCCACGUAUCUGGGCGUCCGGAUAGACGCUUGCGGGGGCGCGGACGGCUUCGGCCUGCGGGACUCGUACAGGCUGCCUCUGCUGUACGGUUACACGUGCUUGAUUAUG